GCCACACGGGGGCAGGGCGUGGUCAUGCCGUGGCCAUCGCUGCUCCUGAGACCCCUCCCCCGCCCAUCAGGAGGGCAGGUGGGGGAGGGCAGGAGAUCCCAGAGCUCUGGGCUGAUGCUCCUUCCCGCCAGGAGAGCCCAGGUAAGCCUCCCGUCCCCAGGAGCCUCCCGGUCUGCCCGGCCGCAGGCUUUUCUGAACGGAGCAGGCAGACCUGCUUCUGAGCUGCAGGCUGCUGUCCCCAAAGCAGCCCGCCGCCAGCCGGCACACACGGGCUCCACGCCGGGCCUGGGUGCUAGUGAGCCGGUCUCCACGCCGCUCCUCCUGGCGGCGCCCUCCGGAGACCGUGCCCCUGACACGGGGGAGCGAGAACAAAGGGCACUCUGUCUCGUCUCCCGCCUUCCUGGGCAGCAGGCCGUGUGCCGCUCCUGAGCCACAUCCUGGCCUCAGCCCCGCCCUCUCCUGGCGCUGCUGGCAGUCCCUAAAUCCGGUCCUUGGACAUCUACCCCACCCCUGGCCACACAAUGACCACCGCCUACCUCAGCCCCCGCCCUGGAAGCGCAGCUGCUAAGGGGCUCCUUAAAAGUGAACCCCUCCCAGGCCAGGAGAGCACCCCCAGGCUGGCCCUGCGCCCUACUCCCCGCCCCGCCCGCCCUGUGAUGACCCAACAAUUGCUCACAAUGCUGCAGGGGUCAUGAGAGUGGGCUUUGUGACAUGGGCGGGGACCAGGCUCUUGGGGGUGCUGCCUCAGAGACCUCGGGUGCUCACAAGCCUUCUCAACACCAAUGAGCUCCCCCUCCCAAACCCCUAAUCCGUCCCCUGCCCAGUCCCCCUCCCAGUCCCGGACCAACCACAACAGCAGCCCUGCCAACCAGCCCUACUCCAGCUCGGGUGGUUCAGCCCCUUCCCCGACCCCCACCCGGUCCUCCUCCCGCCCCCCCUCUCACCCUCCUACCCCCUCCCCCUCGCAGCCCUCCUCCCGGGCUCCCUCCCUGAACCCCAGCCCUCAUUCCCAACACGUGUCUCGAGCAUCUCCCCCAACCGCCACUCCCCCCGCCUCCAAGUCUCCCUCCCAGUCUGGCCUGAAACCUGCCUCCCGGAACAACUCCCAGACUCCCCCUGGGCGCUCCUCCAGGUCCCCCUCCUACAGCCCUAUGGGCUCGGGUUCCUACAUCGGGUCCAUUCCGGGAAUCCCGUCCCAGAUCACCCCAUACGUGCCCCGCUUCCUAAGGGAGCCCCCCUUCUUCCAGCCCCCCACGUCUACAUUGCCCCUGUGCCAGCCCCCCCAGUCCCCCCCGCACCCCCGGCCCCCCGAGUCCCUCUACCUCCCUCUCCUCCAGCCCCCGCCCCACUACCCCAACGCCAUCAGCAACUUCCCGACGCCUCCCAACCUGUUCACGCCCCCGUGCUCGCUCACCUACAAGCUGCCCACCGACGUGCUGGUGGGCUCCAAGCCGCCGGUGGUGCCCUCGGUGCUGCCCGCCACCUUCUACACGCCCUUCUCCCGCUACUACUCGCAGCCGCGCUUCUACUACCGCUCCCUGCCCCGCCGCCGCUCGGGCGGCUACCUCUCCAUGCAGUACGAGAGCCUGAACCGCUCCGUCCGCUUCCUC
Messenger RNA from Myotis daubentonii (Daubenton's bat), 1610 nucleotides. Its product is annotated as testis-specific serine/proline-rich protein. The record is from RefSeq and is a predicted model, not a curated record. NCBI's taxonomy places the organism in Eukaryota, Metazoa, Chordata, Mammalia, Chiroptera, Vespertilionidae.